Messenger RNA from Branchiostoma belcheri (Belcher's lancelet), 5016 nucleotides. Its product is annotated as echinoderm microtubule-associated protein-like 2. Gene Ontology annotation, molecular function: microtubule binding. The record is from RefSeq and is a predicted model, not a curated record. Gene Ontology annotation, cellular component: mitotic spindle. The coding region runs from base 258 to 3986 and encodes 1242 amino acids. The transcript is spliced from 19 exons. NCBI's taxonomy places the organism in Eukaryota, Metazoa, Chordata, Leptocardii, Amphioxiformes, Branchiostomatidae. Gene Ontology annotation, biological process: microtubule cytoskeleton organization; intracellular signal transduction.
AUAGUGACGAACCAAAGAGGCCGCGCCAGCCAAUGCGCUGACGACAGCCGCUCUUGAGGCGGGUUUUGUCAGGCAUGCCCCGUGUAUCCGCCAUUAUUCUAGACACGCUGUACGUGCUUUUUACGUGGGACAGGAAAUGGCGAAAGAUACAAGUACUCUAGAUAGAUGACGACGAUCUACACCGAUUACUAAGUGUAGUUCAGAGUGGUGAGAUUUUUCCUUAAACACAGCAUAUCUUUCGACUUUUAUCACAGGAAAUGUAUACCAUCAAGGAUAUCAACAUCACUAUCGGGGAUGAGAAGUUCAAGAUCAACACCGAAGAUCUCACCUCGAAAGAGCAGAAAGAUUUCGAGAUCUCGACCAAGAUGAACCUGGCCAAGGUAGGCUCGGCUCCGAGCCUCCAGGACUCCCGCGUACACAGUAUGAGGGACUCCGGUAUCGACAUCCGAGCGGAGUCGGAGGACAGUGUUCCCAACAGCGGCGACGAGAAUAAGAUGGAGAUCGAAGUGGGGAAAAUCAAGCACGAGAUCGUACCUAUAACGUCACCGGAGGAGGGACUGAGCGGUCCCCUGGCACCGACCCACAAGGAUAACAUCACCAUCCCGAUCGAGAUACGGGUGCCAGCGAACGACGGGCGGCAGAGCAAGUCUGCCCCGGCCGCUCAGGACGAUCCCGCCUUCCCGGGGAACACCUCCCCGCGGAGCCGAAUCCCCGUGCCCGUACAGACCGCUGACAUCAGCCGGGAGAACCGGGCAGACGUGCUGAACCGGGCAGAACGCCUGCUGAGGGCUCAAGAGACCAUGGAUCCUACACAGAACAAACAACAUGCAAGUUUACCCAAGGCACCUGAGAACAACGUCCUGGACGUCGCACGGAUCGAACAGCCUCCAUACAUCCCUCCAAUCCUACCCCCUUCCAAACCCGCAUACCCAGAGAGCCGACAAACAGUCACCACCGCCAACCAUCUCUCCGAGAGUGACUUCUCAGACGAUGACGAUCUCACGACGGCCCGGAGCGUCUUGGACAGCCGUCAGCCCCUCAGCCAGCCACGCCGGGCCAGGAGGGUGACAUUCUACCGCAACGGCGACCCUCACUGGAAGGGCGUCAACUUCGCCAUCAACAACAAGCGGAUCCGCAACAUGGAAGCGUUGCUGAUCCUCCUGAGCGAGAAGAUCCCCCUCCCGUACGGUGUCCGCCACGUGUACACCCUGGGCGGCAAGCGGCUGACGGACCUGAGCGAGCUGGAGCACGGCAAGUCGUACGUGUGCGCCAGCGGGGAGAUGGUGAAGGGAGUGGACUACGGCAGGAAGACCGAGCGCUACUGGCACAACAGGAAACCCACGGCGGGCAGGCGCCGCGGCGAGAACUACCUCUACAAGGAAGACCCCGUGGACAGGAUCUCCAUCGACUCCAGACAGAGCAUGAUGAGCGACCAGCUGUCUCCGCGGAGCAAGCCCAGGGUCAUCACCAUCAUCUCCAACACGCACAGGGACUCCCGCGGCAAGAUCUUACUCAACCCGAGAACAUCCCAGAACUUUGAGGACAUUCUCAGAGACAUGACGGGAGCCAUCAAGAUGACCAACCCUCCCAUCGAGGCACUCUACACCUUCUCAACAGAACAAAAGGUUCAGGGGUUCGGCCAGUUGUUCCGUGAGUUCCGUGAUUGUGACAUCUUCAUCGCCUGCGGCUCGGAGGCCCUGAGAAGAGGCCCGCCCAGCAGCGAGGGGUACAAGUCUGACACACACGCACACGUGCACCACGAGCGUCCGGCUAUCAAACAGUCCAGGAAGACACAGACACCACAGACACAGCAGAUGAACGGUUAUGUCAGCCGCUCGGACAGUGGAGAAGACGAUCUCCCAUCACCACCCAGCGAGGCCUACAGACCACGCAGGCGCAGUGUGCAGUCCAACGCCACACAAACAGACAUCGAUGUCGAUCCCAAACCACUGGACGACAUCGGCGACAACUCCAUGGACACGUCAGGUGCACAGGUCAGUGACCCCUACGUGUCGACCCCGAUAGCCUCGGAAGACGACGUCGUGCGCAUGACCAUCCACGGCAGACGGCAGACCUUCUUCCGCCCCACGAGCUACGACAAGACGUACGUCAACCCCGGCAGCAGACCCAGCAAGAAACUCAAGCUGGAAUGGGUGUACGGGUACCGCGGGUACGAUGCUCGGGACAACCUGUGCGUUCUGCCGUCCGGAGAGCUCAUGUACUUCGUGGCUACCGUGGUCGUCAUGUACAACCCGCGCAAGGAAACACAGAGACACUAUCUCGGGCACACGGAAGACAUACAAUGCAUGUCCCACCAUCCCAGUGAGCAGUAUGUCGCCACGGGACAGAUGGCCGGGCAGCUUCCGGAUGCACACGCACACAUCAGAGUUUGGGAUCACGUGUCGCUCAACACUCUGGCCGUGAUCGGGCUGGACACCUUCCAGAACGGCAUCUGCUGUCUCGGAUUCUCCAAACAGAACCACGGUCAGUACCUGAUGGCGGUAGAUGAGGGAGACAACCACGUGCUGAGUGUGUGGGACUGGCAGGCAGACAAGAUCGUCGCCAAAACGAAGACUCACCCGGACACAGUGGUGCUCGGCGCCUUCCACCCGCACGAGGACAGUAUCCUCAUCACGGCAGGGAAGCAGCACAUGUACUUCUGGAAGAUGGUCGGCGGCAAGAUCCUCAGGGACAAGAAGAGCGGUGUGUUCGAGGGCGAGAAGCCGAAGUUCAUUACCGGGAUGGAGUUUUCCGCCGCUGGUGACGUCAUCACGGGAGACUCGAGCGGGAACAUCCUGGUGUGGUCACGUGACGAUAACAACAUAUUCAACCUUCAGCACGCUAUCAUGCGCGCACAUGAGAAGAGCGUAUUCACACUGCGCAUGCUCUCUGACGGGACCCUUCUAUCCGGAGGCGGAGUUGACCGGAAGUUGGUGGCCUGGGACUCCCUGAGGGGGUACAUCCCGGCAAAGGCAGAGAGACAGCUGUCGGAAGCGAACGGCGGUAUCCGGACCAUUGUUGAACAGAACGCGGGACAGGCGGACGGUCUGCUGUACCUGGCCACUUCCAACAACCUCAUCAUACAGGGGUCCCUACAGACGAAAUUCACCACCGUUAUCCAGGGCCACAGUGAGGAACUGUGGGCGCUGGCUGUCCAUCCUCACGAGCACGCGUUCCUGACGGCAGGGUACGACAAUCACGUCUGUCUGUGGUCCUCAGCUACACACAAGCUACUCUGGAGGGUCUCUGUCGAGAAACCUUGCCUGUCGGCGACGUUCUCCCCUAACGGUGCCUUAGCGGUUGUGGGCACGACAGUCGGCCUGUUCGUGGCGCUGAACGCGUACGACGGCUCUCUUGUCGCCUCCUUCCAAGUCGGCACGGAACAACUGGACGCCAUCAGGUUUUCCCCAGACGGCAGCCUCCUGGCCAUGGGUUCCCAUGACAACACCAUCUACCUCUUCUCUGUUCUAGACGACGGGCGGACAUUCCGCAAGGCGGCGCUGUUGAAAGGACACAAGAACUUCCUGACCCACAUCGACUGGUCGUCAGACGGACGGUACCUGCAGAGCGUGGACGGAGACUACGAGCUGCUCUUCUGGAAGGUGGAUGAAAACCGGCGGGAAAACCCGGCCGUGACGAGAGACGUCACGUGGCACACGCAGACGUGCAUCCUGGGAUACAACGUGCUGGGGAUCUGGCCAGCCAGAGAGAACGGCAUUGACAUCAACACAGUCUGCCGCUCCGAGUCAGGAGACCUGCUUGCUGUUGGAGACAGUCAGGGUUUCCUGAAGCUCUACAGAUAUCCCUCCACACAGAAAAAGGCCCAGAGUCACCAGUGGAAGAUGUGCAGCAGCAACGUGACGAGCGUGAAGUUCCUGUACGAUGACGGCUACCUGCUGACUACAGGCGGCAUGGACGCCGCUCUCAUGCAGUGGGCCGUGCAGGCGACAGAGGGCAUCAACAGGAACAGGGCUAAGCGCUACUGAGUUCAAACAGAGCGGCUCAAAUCUUUGAGUGGAAGAUAGCACGCUAUUCUGUGAGGAGGCCUGUAACGUUAUGCCAUUUUUCAUGAGUGAAAUCUCGUGUUAGACUAAAAUCUCGCGAGACGUCGUCAUCUCGCGAGAAACUGAAAUCUCGUGAGCCAUCGUCACCAACUGGCUCUCCUUUCGAAGUCGAAGAUACAUUAUUUGCCAUCUUUUGUAACGGUGAACAUAUGAUGAUGCCACGCCAGCUAUAUUUUAGCUACUUCACUUCAUCAUGUUGCACCAUGUAAUAUGCCAGAACAGUGCCAAAAUGCAUAAGUUUGCCAUCAUCUGUAAAUAUAAGAAAUAAAUGUUUGUAUGUGUCAGCUAGCGGUAGACUUCUUCCUAGUACUGUUGUGAAGAUGGUUGUACAGUUUCAUAGAGCUCGAGUUUCUCGUUUCUCAUCUUAGCCUAGCACAAGAUCCUUACAAACGGUAUUUCUUGUAGGUUUGCUUGCACAUAUCAAUGCGCUAAAAAUGUUCCUUAAAACUUUAUCGUUGCCCUGAUGUGACAAGGAUCCCCUUUGAGGAUGCCCAAAUGUUUGUUUAUAUGUGUACAUAGUAGGACUCCAUAUAAUCAUGGCCGCGUUUAAUAUCGUAUGUCUUGUUAGCAACACAAGUUUAUAGGAUGAUGCUUAGCAGGUAAUAUAGACUGAUAACAUGUUAUAGUUGGAAAACAACCGGAUGAAAAUUGAGUAGAUGAGACAGUCAUUACAACAUUAAUAUUGUUUAAGGAUAAUCAUGACGAGUGCUAGUUGGCUCCUGGUUCAUGACAUUGUAAGUUAUUGUAAGAAGACGUGCAGGAGGUAUUCGAUCCCCAAUACUCACACUGUACUGAAGUCAUGGAAAGUAGUUUUUUGCUAUACAAUGCACUAGGCUGAGAUAGUCUACUUAUACACAUGUAAAAGCGGUAAGUGAUAUUUCGUAUCAAGAUGUAUUUAUAAUGUGUGUGGGACGUCUAAAAUAAAAUGUAUUUUAGCAAUGACGUUGUUGGU